This is a messenger RNA of Dama dama (fallow deer), 1678 nucleotides long. It is a transcript of the gene TGFBR3L, whose product is annotated as transforming growth factor beta receptor 3 like. The record is from RefSeq and is a predicted model, not a curated record. Lineage: Eukaryota; Metazoa; Chordata; Mammalia; Artiodactyla; Cervidae. The coding region runs from base 322 to 1536 and encodes 404 amino acids. The transcript has 6 exons.
GGACAAGGCCUAUGCAGUGAGGGGAGGCAGGGCUGGGGGCUGGAGGGGUUGUUUGUAGUGACUUGCCGCAUACUUAAUGGCCAGUGUGUGGGACCUCCCCCUAACCUGAUAGCCACAGGUCUGGUGGGAGAGCCCUUAAUCCUGGCAGGCCUUGGGCACCAGCUCUGAUGUCGACCCAACAGUCUGCCGCCCCCGCUCCUUGCCUCCUGAAGUGGCCACCCAGCCAAGGACAGGGCCGCCUGCCCACCUCCUGGGUGUGGGUGCUGCCUGGCUGGCGCCUCUGCCACCAGCUCUGUACGCGCUCACCUCAGCCAGGCCAGCAUGCUGGGCACCGCGCUCCUGCUGCUGGCCCUGCUCCCGGGGACCACCACCUUGCCCAGCGAGCCAGCUGAGCCCCCGUUCCCUGCGGCGCCCGGGCCCUGGCUGCGCCGACCCCUUUUCAGUCUGGAGCUGUCGGACGCGGAGGAUGCCUUCCCGCGCCGUGCGGGGCCGCUCGAGGUCCCAGCGGACAGCCGGGUGUUUGUGCAGGCGUCCCUGGCCCGUCCCUCCCCGCGCUGGGGCUUGGCCCUGCACCGCUGCUCCGUAACACCGUCCUCGCGGCCGGCCCCGGCCCCCGCCCUGGCGCUGCUGCGCGGGGGCUGCUCCGCCGACUCCUCGGUCACCUUCCCGCCACCGCGGCCGCUCCUCGGUGCCGCCCGGCCCGCGCGUUUCAGCUUCCGCCUGCGCCCGGUCUUCAACGCCUCUGUGCAGUUCCUGCACUGCCAACUGAGUCGCUGCCGCCGCCUCCGCAGAACCCGCUGGACGCCUGCGCCUUUGACAAUGCCUCCUCUGUCCCCGGUGCGCGGGCGCAGGACCGGGAACCUCGGCGCCCGGGCCGAUCAAGGGUUGGGCGCAAGCGCCUCUGACAUCCGAGGGAGAAACUCCUUAGGGUUUGGACAUCUGGGUGCUUUUAGACCUGGGGGUGGUGGUUAUCUUGAAACUGGGAGUAGGUACUGGGUCUCAGGCUGGGGUUGGGGGCAGAGACGUCCGAAGGGCCAGAUUUCCAGGGUUCUAGUGAUGCGAUCCCUGGUUGCAACAGAGUGCUGGACACUUAGAUCUGCCUGCGGCCCAGUCCGUGGAGUCCGGCCCCUGACAUUCCCGUCUCUUGUGCCCCCUUCCUUGCAGUGUCUGCCUCAGGAUGAGGCGUGCGCGGGCGCCGGCAGUGGGAGCGAUGAGAGCCCGGGUGCUGACAGCCCCCACCUGCACACACUGACGCAGCCCAUCGUGGUGACUGUGCCACGGCUGCCCCCCAGGCUACCCAAGGGCUUCCCCGGCAGAGCUGUGCUCCCCGAGUCUCCCGCGCCGGCCCCGCAGGCCCUGGAGCCCGCGCCGGUGGUAGCGCUAGUGUUGGCCGCUUUCGUGCUGGGCGCCGCUGUGGCCGCCGGGCUGAGCCUCGUGUGCGCGCACUCAGCUUCCCUCUCUUCUCCAGCGCCCCAACUCCACGGUCAGCCCCCGAGAGCCUCGCCCAGCGGCCCCCCGCCCAGGAGGCCCCAGUGAGGCAGAGAUGGAGAGCCCACAGCAGGAUCCGGAGACAAACCAGCCACGGCCUCGUAUUAGGCCCGCCAGUACCUGGGACUCGAUGGGACUACAAUCGCUGCGCCCCGCCCUCCUUGCUUCUCCUCCCACCCUCCCACCUGGG